CUGCCCUCCGCCAAGCUGCAGCCCCCGCUAAAGCAUUGGAUCCCUCAACGUACUGCGAGAGCCCGGUGUACAGCCCGGACCUGUGCCCCAACAUGAUCGCCGCCCAGGCCAAGCUGGUGUACCAGCUCAACAAGUACUACACGGAGCGCUGCCAGGCGCGCAAGGCGGCCAUCGCCAAGACCAUCCGCGAGGUGUGCAAGGUGGUGUCGGACGUGCUGAAGGAGGUGGAGGUGCAGGAGCCGCGCUUCAUCAGCUCGCUGAGCGAGAUCGACGCCCGCUACGAGGGGCUGGAGGUGAUCUCGCCCACCGAGUUCGAGGUGGUGCUCUACCUCAACCAGAUGGGCGUCUUCAACUUCGUGGACGACGGCUCCCUGCCGGGCUGCGCCGUGCUCAAGCUGAGCGACGGCCGCAAGCGCAGCAUGUCGCUCUGGGUGGAGUUCAUCACGGCCUCGGGCUACCUGUCGGCGCGCAAGAUCCGCUCCCGCUUCCAGACGCUGGUGGCCCAGGCCGUGGACAAGUGCAGCUACCGCGACGUGGUGAAGAUGAUCGCGGACACGAGCGAGGUGAAGCUGCGCAUCCGCGAGCGCUACGUGGUGCAGAUCACGCCCGCCUUCAAGUGCACGGGCAUCUGGCCGCGCAGCGCGGCGCAGUGGCCCAUGCCGCACAUCCCCUGGCCCGGCCCCAACCGCGUGGCCGAGGUGAAGGCGGAGGGCUUCAACCUGCUCUCCAAGGAGUGCUACUCGCUGACGGGCAAACAGAGCUCGGCCGAGAGCGACGCCUGGGUGCUGCAGUUCGGCGAGGCCGAGAACCGUCUGCUGAUGGGCGGCUGCCGCAACAAGUGCCUCUCGGUGCUCAAGACGCUGCGGGACCGGCACCUGGAGCUGCCCGGGCAGCCGCUCAACAACUACCACAUGAAGACGCUGCUGCUGUACGAGUGCGAGAAGCACCCGCGGGAGACCGACUGGGACGAGGCGUGCCUGGGCGACCGCCUCAACGGCAUCCUGCUGCAGCUCAUCUCCUGCCUGCAGUGCCGCCGCUGCCCGCACUACUUCCUGCCCAACCUCGACCUCUUUCAGGGCAAGCCCCACUCGGCCCUGGAGAGCGCCGCCAAACAGACCUGGAGGCUGGCCCGGGAGAUCCUCACCAAUCCCAAAAGCCUCGACAAACUAUAGGGCCGGCGCCCGGGCGCACGCCGCUCUACCCCCGGUACCGCGGCGGCCGCAGACUGCUACGGAUCGGCGCCGCCCGCGGGGACGGCCCCCCCGCGCCUCUCCUCCUCCGCGAAGGGAAGCGCUCGGACUUUUGCCACGGCCAAACGAAAGCCCAAAGGUACAUUUUCCGAUCCCUGUAUAGUCCUUUUCUUACUCUCUCUCUCUCUCGUCUGCCUGAAUGUUGUCACCAAGUGAAAAAUUAUUUAACUAUAUGUACAAAUUGCCCUUU
This is a messenger RNA of Gallus gallus (chicken), 1440 nucleotides long. RefSeq names its product mab-21 like 2 (gene MAB21L2). The record is from RefSeq and is marked validated. NCBI's taxonomy places the organism in Eukaryota, Metazoa, Chordata, Aves, Galliformes, Phasianidae.